UCGGGGCUUGUCUCCCGGUACUCAGUCUCUUUUGUGUUCGUCCCAGUCCCUCUCCUGUCUCUUCUCCCCAGCCUUGGCGCCGGCCAUUCUUCGCGGCUUCGGCAUCUGAGACCAAGGGCCUGCCCCGCGCCCCAUGGAGGAGACCCCAGCGCCCCGCUCCGCCCCGAGACCGACCGAGGAGCCGGGGUCCGGUGCAGAGAUCAUGGAAGAAGUGACAGCAUGCUCCUUCAACCACCCUCUGUUCCAGCAGGAAGAUGAGACAGGGAUUACCUACCGGAUCCCAGCCCUGCUCUACGUCCCCCCUACCUGCACCUUCCUGGCUUUUGCAGAGAAGCGGUCCACGAGCAGGGAUGAGGAUGCUCUACACUUGGUGCUGAGGCGAGGGUUGAGGACUGGGCACUUGGUACAGUGGGGUCCCCUGAAGCCACUGAUGGAAGCCACUUUACCUGGGCAUCGGACCAUGAACCCCUGUCCUGUGUGGGAGCACAAGAGUGGUUGUGUGUUCCUGUUCUUCAUCUGUGUGUGGGACCACGUCACUGAGCGUCAACAGAUUGUGUCGGGCAGGAAUGCUGCCCGCCUCUGCUUCAUCUGUAGUCAAGAUGCUGGAUGUUCGUGGAGUGAGGUGAGGGACUUGACCGAGGAGAUCAUUGGCCCAGAGAUGAAGCACUGGGCCACGUUUGCUGUUGGCCCAGGUCAUGGCAUCCAGCUGCAGUCAGGGAGACUGGUCAUCCCUGCAUACACCUACUAUAUCCCUUAUGGGUUUUUUGGCUUACGACUGCCAUGUAAAACCAGGCCUCAUUCCCUGAUGAUCUACAGUGAUGACCUAGGGGUCACGUGGCACCAUGGCAGACUCAUUAGGCCCUUGGUGACAGUGGAGUGCCAAGUGGCAGAGGUGACCAGGAGGUCUGGUCACCCUGUGUUAUAUUGCAGUGCCCGGACACCAAACAGGUGCCGAGCAGAGGCUCUCAGCACUGACCACGGUGAAUGCUUUCAAAAUCUGGCCCUGAGUCGACAGCUUUGUGAGCCCCCACGUGGCUGCCAAGGCAGUGUGGUAAGUUUCCGGUCCCUGGAGAUGCCAGGUAGGUGCCAGGACUCUAGUGGCAAAGAUGCUCCCAUCAUUCAGCAGAGCCCUCUGCUGGACAGUUCACUGAGGCUGGAGGAGGAAGAUGGAACACUGUCGGAAUCAUGGCUCCUGUACUCACACCCGACAAAUAAGAAACGGAGGGUUGACCUAGGUAUCUACCUCAACCAGAACCCCUUGGAGGAUGCCUGCUGGUCCCGACCCUGGAUCUUGCACUGUGGGCCCUGUGGCUACUCUGAUCUGGCUGCUCUGGAGGAAGAGGGCUUGUUUGCGUGUUUGUUUGAAUGUGGGACCAAGCAGGAGUGUGAGCAGAUUUCCUUCCGCCUGUUUACAGACCAAGAGAUCCUUAGCCACAGGCAGGGAGUCUGCACCAGCUCUGGUAGAAACCUGAGCCUGUUCAAGAAUUACUAAUUGCCUAAGGACCCAACUUUCCAUAGAAGGAAAUGACAACUACGGCCAGGAUAACAGAGGUUACUGAAGUCUACAGAGAAUUCAAAAAUGGAAUAUUUUGAUCCUCCUCUAGAGAGCAAAAUGCAAAUUUUGCCACAGUGACUGCAAUGGAAAGAGCACUGCACUGGGAGUUGGAGGACCAGGAUGUGGUACUGGCUCUGCAGCUGGCUUGCUUUAGGACCUUGGACAUGUCGCCUGAACUUUGGGCCUCAAGUCUCCAUUUGUAAAAUGAGAGAAUUGGUUCUAUGAUUUCUUGCCUUCCCAUCCCUAGGAGAG
Carlito syrichta (Philippine tarsier) is the source of this 1807-nucleotide messenger RNA. It is a transcript of the gene NEU3, whose product is annotated as neuraminidase 3. The record is from RefSeq and is a predicted model, not a curated record. Gene Ontology annotation, cellular component: cytoplasm; membrane; lysosome. Gene Ontology annotation, biological process: ganglioside catabolic process; oligosaccharide catabolic process. The transcript is spliced from 3 exons. Lineage: Eukaryota; Metazoa; Chordata; Mammalia; Primates; Tarsiidae. Bases 134 to 1492 code for a protein of 452 amino acids. Gene Ontology annotation, molecular function: exo-alpha-sialidase activity.